This is a messenger RNA of Tachysurus fulvidraco (yellow catfish), 657 nucleotides long. RefSeq names its product tripartite motif-containing protein 29-like. Bases 1 to 609 code for a protein of 202 amino acids. NCBI's taxonomy places the organism in Eukaryota, Metazoa, Chordata, Actinopteri, Siluriformes, Bagridae. The record is from RefSeq and is a predicted model, not a curated record. Gene Ontology annotation, molecular function: zinc ion binding. The transcript has 3 exons.
AUGCUGGCUGAAGUGGUGGAGAAACUGAAGAAGAUUAAACUACAAGCUGCUUCUCCUGCUCACUGUUACGCUGGACCUGGAGAUGUGGAGUGUGAUUCCUGCACAGGGAGAAAACACAAAGCCGUCAAGUCCUGUUUGGUUUGUCAGGCCUCCCAUUGUGAAGAUCAUCUUAAACCUCACUAUCAGUCUCCUGCCUUUAAGAAGCACAAGUUAGUUGAAGCCUGUGCAGAGCUCCAAGAGAAGAUCUGCUCUGAACAUGACAAACUGAUGGAGAUCUACUGUCGUACUGACCAAAGCCUCGUCUGUUACUUGUGUAUGAUGGAAGAACACAAAGGUCAUGUUACAGUUCCAGCUAAAGCAGAAAGAACUAAAAAACAGAAUGAGUUAAAGGAGGAUCAGAUAAAAUUCCAGCAGAGGAUCCAGGAGAAGCAGAAGAAGAUGCAAGAGCUGAAACAGACUGUGGACGUUAUUAAGAUGCGUUCACAGGCAGCAGUAGUUGACAGUGACAGGAUCUUUACUGAGCUGAUCAGCUCCAUGGAGAAAAAGCGCUCGGAGGUGACGGAGCUGAUCAGAGCUCAGGAGAAAGAUGAAGUGAGUCGAGCUGAAUGACUCCUGAAUCAACUGGAGCAGGAGAUUGCUGAUCUUAAGCGGAGAGUC